Hibiscus syriacus is the source of this 1367-nucleotide messenger RNA. RefSeq names its product protein IQ-DOMAIN 31-like. The transcript has 3 exons. Bases 110 to 1315 code for a protein of 401 amino acids. Gene Ontology annotation, molecular function: protein binding. The record is from RefSeq and is a predicted model, not a curated record. Lineage: Eukaryota; Viridiplantae; Streptophyta; Magnoliopsida; Malvales; Malvaceae.
CACCCCGACUCUAUCGUCUUCCUCAAUUCAAUAAAUAUUCCAUCCUUCAAUCACCAUGGAAACUUCCCAGAGCUUUCUUCCCAUUCUCAUGCACUGAUAAAAGCAAACAAUGGGAAAAGCUACGAGGUGGCUGAAGAGCUUGUUCGGGAUAAAAAGCACCAAAGAUUACUCGAAUUCCGGUGACCGGAAAGACAAGAAACGGUGUAACGUCAGACAUUCAGGGCGGGACUCGAGCGGCGGAUUGUGUCACGACCCUACAACGAUCCCACCUAAUAUGUCGCCGGCUGAGGUCGUCUGGCUGAGGUCAUUGUACAAAGAAACGGAGAAAGAGCAGAAUAAGCACGCAAUUGCGGUGGCGGCCGCCACGGCAGCUGCAGCAGAUGCGGCGGUCGCUGCUGCUCGGGCGGCAGUGGCGGUGGUCGGGCUGACGAGCCAUGGAAGAGGGACCAUGUUCGGCGGUGGACAUGAAAAAUGGGCCGCUGUUAAGAUUCAAACCGUCUUCAGAGGCUAUCUGGCUCGAAAAGCGCUACGAGCCCUGAAAGGAUUAGUGAAGAUCCAAGCCCUUGUUAGAGGAUAUUUAGUGAGAAAACAAGCUUCAGCUACACUGCAAGGCAUGCAUGCACUGAUAAGAGCUCAAGCUACAGUCCGGUCCCAAAGAGCUCGGAAAUCAAUGGUACUAAAUGCAUCAAUAAUCAUUUAUCCGACUCGAAACUUGCAGGAGAGAUUUGAUGAUACAAGAAGUGAGCAUACUGUUUCUUUCCAUAGUAGAAGGUUGUCAUCUUCUCUUGACACCUCAUUUAACAUUGAAGGAAGUCCCAAAAUUGUGGAGGUAGAUACAGGCAGGUCGAAAUCGAGAUCCCGAAGAACCAACAUUUCGGUACCAGAUUUCGUCGGCGACGUCCCGUUCUCUUCUCCACUUCCUGCUCGAGUUCCGACUCGUUUAUCGAUGCCGUUUCAAGAGACCGAUUGGGGACUAAUCGGAGACGAAUGCAGGUUCUCGACGGCACAAAGCACGCCCCGGUUAGCCCCGGUUACGCCAGCCAAGAGCGUGUGUGCCGAUAACUUUUUCGGACACUAUGUGAACUUCUUCCCUAAUUACAUGGAGAAUACGCAGUCGUCCAAGGCUAAAUUGAGGUCGCAUAGUGCCCCGAAGCAACGGCCGGAACCGGGGACUAAGAAACGGCUUUCGAUCAACGAAAUGCUGGAAUCUAGAUGUAGUUUGAGUGGUGCUAGGAUGCAGAGAUCAUGCUCACAUGCACAAGAAGCUAUCAGUUUCAAGAACGCAGUGAUGGGGAAGCUUGACAGAUCCUCGUGAUUUGGCAAAACAUCUUGGCAGAUCUUCAGCUGUAAGCCUCCUGAUUCAAAUC